ACAUUUUCCUGCUUGUUACUAAUACGGCUUUAGCACCGCUGUACGGUUGUGGAUUCGGAGAUUAUCGAACAAAGUAUUUUAUACCCUGAUUUAGUAGACUCGUGUCACGAGACUGAACGCGAUGUCGUUACUUCGGUCCGGCCACGCUCUGACAGCAACCGCCGUCAUGGAUUCCUACGACUCGGAAGAAGACACGGACGAUGUCGACGAUGAGCAUGACAGAAUUGAUUUCUCCUUUUUCACAUCGCUGCUCACCGCCAUCUCCCAAGUUUCACACAGCAAGAACACAAUUGCAUCCCGUUCAAAAGCAGAUCAUCCAGCCUUGAAUAAAUUCCGUCUUUGGGUCAACGCGUUUCGCAAGCGCUACCCCAAUCCCGCCAAGGGUACCACAGCAAUUGUUUUCCGACUCCUGUUCCCCGAUGAAGAUGUCCGUCGCAAGUAUGACAUGCAAGAGAAACAGCUGGCUCAAGCCCUCCGCGACGCCCUUGCCACUUCUAACCCCCGUUUACUCAAAUGGGACCAGGACGGAGCUUCUGGCUGUCUUGGGGCAGAAGUGCGGCAGGUCAUGGAUCAAACUUCCACAAUUGACCCAGAAGAGCCUAGUCGUCUCACAAUAGAUGAAGCUGAUAUGUUUCUCGAUGAACUAGCCGCGAUUUCUGUCUAUUCUCAUGAUUCUGUCCGCUCCAAGUAUCCGUCUGCAAUACGGCGGAAGAGGAACCAUAUAAUUCGCGAAAUAUACUCGACGCUGUCCGCCGUUGAUGCUUCUUUUCUUACACAGAUCAUCUUGAAAGAUCUCCGUCCGUUAUUGUAUAGUUCCAAUUCACGUCACUACGCCGACGCCCUAAAGAAUUACAAUUCAACGUCAAUCCGAGCUCUUACUAAGGAGGAUGCCAUGAAAAUAUGGGAUCCAACCAAGUCUAUGCUACAGUCCUACAGUCAUGCUGCAACCCUGGAGGACGCAGCUGCCGCUUUUGAGAACGGAGUAACGAUAUCCGCACCGAGAUUGGGUACGCCGAUAGAGAUCCCGAAGUCUUGGAAAGGUCAAGGAUGCUCACACGCUCUCUCUCUUCUCCGAUCAGCCAAAGUGGUCUGGGUGGAAACCAAGUAUGAUGGCGAACGCGCGCAGAUACACGUCGAGGUAUUGCCGAGCGGUAUCCCCAAUAUCACGAUAUUCAGCAAGAGCAGGCGCGAUUCCACUCAAGACAGAGCCGCGAUCCAUUCCAUAAUCCUUGACACUCUUAGGCUCUCUGACGUCAAGCCCCAUAUUCAGAUCAAGAAUAUCAUACUAGAUGCGGAAAUGGUUGCACACAAUGGAGUGCGCAUUGAUGAAUUCUGGAGAAUUCGUAAGCUCAUCGAAAAUACCGCUGUCGGCCCUCGUUCUAGAAGAAGGGCAUCUGUUAUCUUGGAAAGUCAGUCUUCACUCUUAUCUGAUGUUGGCAAUGAAGAACGACACCUUGCCCUUGUUUUUUUCGACGUACUCUAUCUCAACUCAGUGUCCCUGCUUUCUUCGUCUUAUAGAGAUCGGCGAAGGAUUUUGGAAUCGAUCAUCAAACCCAUACCCGCCUAUGCCAUGCUUUCUGACCGCAUUCCGAUUUUGAUGCAUAACCCAGAAGAAGCCGAGGCUAGAUUUCGCCAGAUAUACGCAGAAUCAAUUGCUGACUAUCAAGAAGGAGUCGUUCUAAAAGCGGAUGAUGGUGGUUAUAACAGAGCAGGAUGCCCUUGGGUCAAACUGAAACGAGACUAUAUUCAAGGCCUUGGAGACACAGUCGACUUGGUUUUUCUUGGUGCCGGAUGGGCCAAAGAUCGCAGUCGAGAACUCGAUGUGCCAACGGACACCUUCACAACAUUCUAUAUCGGUACUCUCAAAAAUUCUGAAGAGCUAAAGCAUAACCUUAAUGUCCAACCAACCUUUCUCGUCCACUUUAUAGCCGAGUAUGGUCUGGACCGAGACUCCCUAGAGCACAUCAAUUUCUGUAUCAAAAGUUCUGAACCGGUUUCGUAUUCGUUAUUACACAAAUCUGGACAACAAUUGCCGUACUUGUUUGAGUUAUACCAAGGUUUACAUCCACCAUCAUUUCUUUUGCGGUGCCCUUUGCUAGUAGAAGUCAUGGGAGCCAAUUUCACGAAAUCGGAGGGCUGCAACGAAUACGAGUUGCGUUUUCCUAGAAUCUUGAAGGUCUAUCGGCCUGCCGAACGAUCUUGGAGAGACGGGGUCAAUCGCAAAGAGCUUUGCGAGAUCGCCAGGAAAGCUGUCGGUAGGGACUCAAAAUACAAAGAUAUUGAGGACGAAGCUAGGACCAUUUGGAACUUGCCUACAUCUCCGAGCGCAAGAAGCUCCGAAAGAAGGGAGGCAAGGAUUGCUAUGUAUGAGAAGAAGCUCCUCGAUCGAGAUCGCAAACGAAAGGGAAACGCGGGGUUCGACUCACUUCCGACAAAAAGGUCAAGAAAAUCCGAUACAAUCGCUACCGUUGCUGCCUCCUCACCGCGGGUCCCUUUGCGCAUGACAACAAACGUCGUUCAUCUUGAAUCUCCCAUCGUUGGUCCACCGACUCCCCAAUCACUGGAAUCGCAACGUACAAAAGCCUCUCCAUCACCUUUGCUGCAACUUGAAGGCGAUUCCGAGGCUGAGUUUUUGCAAGAGUCCCUUAUCUUCUUUGUCAAGCAUCCUUCUUGUGCGGACAGUCUUCCUUUCGCACCCCAGUGGAAGAAGCUCGUUCCAUAUCAUUGCCGUGUCCACGCCUUGAGCUCUUUGCUAGAUGGAUGUGGAUGGCAAGCAGAUAGCGAACAGCGCUUCUCACCGUGGGCUAAACGAGGCGUAAUUAUCAUUGACAAGAGUCGUUCUGCAGCAAGAGACUGGGAAGCGUACGUUAAUGAGAGCAUGGCCAAGCGCAAAAUGUCCUUGCCAACGAGAAAGCCGAUAUGGGUAUUUGAUGGUUCUUUACCAGUGACGAUCCUCAAAGGGCAGGCCUUGUAUGUUUUCUCCUAGCUUUCAGCUUCUUGUGUAUUGUUUUCCAGACUUGGACUAAUUGUGUCCUUUACUCAUUUGCCACCUCUCGCGUGGCUUUCUUUGCAAUCUGUU
Messenger RNA from Guyanagaster necrorhizus, 3079 nucleotides. RefSeq lists its product as uncharacterized. NCBI's taxonomy places the organism in Eukaryota, Fungi, Basidiomycota, Agaricomycetes, Agaricales, Physalacriaceae. Gene Ontology annotation, molecular function: DNA ligase (ATP) activity; DNA binding; ATP binding. The transcript is spliced from 12 exons. Gene Ontology annotation, cellular component: DNA ligase IV complex. Gene Ontology annotation, biological process: DNA recombination; nucleotide-excision repair, DNA gap filling; double-strand break repair via nonhomologous end joining. The record is from RefSeq and is a predicted model, not a curated record. The coding region runs from base 122 to 2986 and encodes 954 amino acids.